Molecule: messenger RNA, 1265 nt
Organism: Linum tenue
Lineage: Eukaryota; Viridiplantae; Streptophyta; Magnoliopsida; Malpighiales; Linaceae
Source: the annotation of a GenBank genome assembly
AGCCGACCAGAGCCGAGGUUUAUGUUGCUGCUCAUGUGCGUCCAAAUGGGACUCCAUUGAAUGACAAAGUUGCAAAGGUUAUUGAAAAAAUAAAUGAGAAGAAAACUCAAAUAGAGCGUACUCAUCAUGAUAGUCCUGGACCACAUGAUAUACUAUCACAAGCACUCGGAGAAGACAAAUAUCAUCACUCGAGAACAUUUGGAUUAGGGUCAGGUUGGGGCAUAAAGAGUUCUCGAGUGUCAAUAUUAAAGAAAGCAUUAGAGGGGAAAAGAAAUGCCGAAGAGAAUGCCGAAAAGAUGAAAGGAGAACUGCAUGAGGUGAGAGUAGAACAAGGAAAAAUCAUGACUUUGCUGCAUAAACUUCAUCCAAAUGUGAGCAUUGGUGAAUUGCUAGACUCAACAAUGCAGGUACAUCCUCUUCUUUAACUAGUAAUUUGAAAUAUUAUGGGUUACAUUUCUUUCAUUAACAUGACUAUAUUCAUUUGAGCUAUAGGACCAUGUAGUGAUCGAAUCGGAAAGUAAUGAGGAUGAAAUGAGUCCCACUGGAUUUGGGAGAGAAGAGGAGAACUUAGGGAGGAGUCCACUGCUUUCCAUGUUGCAAGACACAACUCCACAAAGAACUAACAGUCAAUCAAAUGAGGUUUCACCAAAUCAUAUUCUCCAAACUUAUCUGCCUCAUUACCAUGGUUUAUCAUCUGAAGUGAACUCUUCUCUUAUACAAAACAAGACUUCCCAAAUGCCACCAAACAAGACAUUCUCGUUUUUGGAUUCUAUUUUGGAUUCAUCUCACAAUGGUGGUUCCUCUACCCAAUCACAGGGAUUAGAAUUUGCAAUAUUGAAGAGCUUGUUAAGUCCUGAAGUUAAUGUGGCAUAUGCUAAUAUCAUGACAAAAGAUCCAAAGGGUUGUGUGGCUGGUCAAGAAUUGGGUCGUGGAUUUUAUGAAGUAUUCAUUCACGUCCCUUUUAAAAGUGACGAGCCUUUAGUACGACUAUAUGGAAGUUUUCGAACAAUUGGGGAUGUGAUUGGAAGGAGUAUCGCUUGGCCAUCAUCCUUGGUCACAUUGGCGGACACCCAAUUAUUUUGAAGAUGCUCAAUCAUAUUGCAGAUAUCUGCUACUUCAUCAAGUUUGGAGAUUAGUUAUAAUAGGACCAUUUAGUUUUUAGUGCUAGUUUUAUUUAUUGGAAUUGAAUAUUAUUUUACUUUGUUUGAAGGAUUUUAGUGUUGGUACACGGUUCACAAAUGGUCUUUUAUGAUUUAUAUAAUUUU